CAUGUUACUUAUUUGAAUAUGAAGCAUGGUGAAUUAAGACAAACAGUGAUGUGAUUAUUGAUUAGAGAUUAGGAGAAAAGAUGCCAUAAAAUAUAGGAGCAGAACUGUUGAGGAAAGGCCCAAUUCAACAACCACCAUCCCCUUUCAUUUUCUCAAGGAGGCUGCAUACCAACUCCACCAUCAAAAGUAAAGGCAACGAAACUUACAAAACUUGUUUAUAAUGCAAAAGGGUCACUAUCUUCCAAGUUUGGAGAUUGUGGGACCCAGUUAGGAGGCAGAACAAGAAAAUGAGACAACACAAGAGAGAGUCUCAAGAAGACAAAGGGAGAACAACAAAAAGCAAAGGAAAGAAAAGGGAAAACCUCAAAUCCAUUCAUCUUCCAAAAGGAAAAACUAAAGUCUCUUUAAUGGCUCCUCUCCUUGUGUCAACUUUAUAGAGAAAUCUUCACUGAGAUCAUCACCUAAAAAGAGAUACAUUUACAGAUUCUCACACACAACUUUGUGUUCCUUAUCUGCAUCACAAGGUACCAACCAGAAGAUCUCAUUUAUAGGUAAUUAUACACAUACUGGAAGUAGUAGUAGUGGUAGUACUACUACUACUACUACCCUUGCCAUCACCAAUGUUGUUGAGUUCCAUUUCCAGCACCAAGAAGUUCUUUCAAAAGACUAUAAAGAACUUCAAGUCUUUCUUCUCCCCGGGUUACCAAAGGCUUCCAAAAACUUCUCCUCACGGCCAUUUCUCUUAUUCUGUGCCUGCAUCAAGUGCCAUGGACAUGACCAGCAACACAAGCUAUCAAGACACGGAGAAAUUGUACACUGACUUCUCAGACCAAUGGGAAUCAGAAACGGAGAAAACAAGAAGAAUGAAGAAGAAAGCUGUGCCUGCAUUGCCAUCAAAGCAAGAAAGUGAGGUCUAUAAUGGAAGCUACAUCAGCUUGUCCAAUGCAAGCCAUGCUCAGAAGAAGAACAAGAUGGAGAAAAAAGAAGAAAGUGGUGGUGGUGCCAACCAAAACGACAGGAAGAGAAGCUUAACUCUAGAAAAGGGAAGGCAUCAGAAAGAGUCAUCAUUCAUGUCUAUGUGUAUGAGAGAACACAGAUACUGCAUGGUGGAACAGAAGCUGAGAGAGUUGGAGAUGUUGGACAUGAACAAUGUGGAGUAUAUAUUAGACAUUGAAGAGGUUCUUCACUACUAUUCUAGACUCACUUGCCCUGCAUAUCUUGAAAUUGUGGAUAAGUUCUUCUUGGAAAUGUACUCAGAGUUGUUUGGUCCAUCUAUGAGGCAUGCUUCACCUUCCAGUGUCUCUAGGAACAACCUAAGAUAUCAGUGAGAGUUCUUAUGUUUGUUUAGUUUUUGUCUUGUUUCAUAACUUUUUCAGACUCUCUAAAGAUCAUUUGACGUUUUCUAUGUGUUUAUUGACCUUCAAUUUGGUGGAUGGUAUUAGCUGUUUGUGUUUUGUUUGUCUAAAUAAUUCAAAAGCUUUAUUUAUUUUGCUAAUUAAUAUCUUUAAUUGAUCAAAGCAUUUCAUUGACAUCACUUUAUGAUAAUUGCUGAAAAUUGUUGCGUUUUCCAAAAUAGUAAAUAUUUUAACGAUAGUUUUCUGGGUUGU
Messenger RNA from Vigna radiata var. radiata (mung bean), 1607 nucleotides. RefSeq lists its product as uncharacterized. The coding region runs from base 621 to 1328 and encodes 235 amino acids. The record is from RefSeq and is a predicted model, not a curated record. Lineage: Eukaryota; Viridiplantae; Streptophyta; Magnoliopsida; Fabales; Fabaceae. The transcript has a single exon.